This is a messenger RNA of Gigantopelta aegis, 1059 nucleotides long. RefSeq names its product jerky protein homolog-like. Gene Ontology annotation, molecular function: DNA binding. The transcript has a single exon. Gene Ontology annotation, cellular component: nucleus. The coding region runs from base 1 to 1059 and encodes 352 amino acids. The record is from RefSeq and is a predicted model, not a curated record. Lineage: Eukaryota; Metazoa; Mollusca; Gastropoda; Neomphalida; Peltospiridae.
AUGGAACGAGCAAUUAAUGAAGUGAGAUCUGGUCGACUUGGAUACCUUGCUGCCAGCAAGGAAUAUGAUGUUCCGAAAUCCACACUAGAGCGUAGGGUGAAAGACAAGAACAAACGAGCAACUGGUUCAAACAAAGGACUUGGUAAUUUUGAAACAGUAUUCCCAAAACCAUUGGAGGAAGAACUGGUGAACUACAUAUUAAGGAUGGAAGAGAUAUUUCAUGGACUGACCACUGUUGAUGUGAGAUUGCUGGCCUUCCAACUGGCGGAGAGAAAUGGACUUCCACAUAAGUUCCACAGUGAAACUGAGAGAGCUGGCAAAGAUUGGCUGGCAAAGUUUCUUCGCAGACACUCUAAUUUGUCAAUCAGAUGUCCUGAAGCCACCUCUGCAGCCAGAGCUAGAGGUUUUUAUCGUCAGAGUGUCAUGGCAUUUUUUACUUUGUUAGAAUCACUGCAAGACAAGUACCAUUUUGAACCAGGUAGGAUUUAUAACGUGGAUGAGACAGGAAUAACCACAGUGCAGGGAGUCCCAUCUAAUGUCAUUGCUCUCAGAGGCAAGAAGCAAGUCGGCACUCUAACAUCUGCAGAGCGUGGCACACUGAGCACUGCUACUAUUUGUAUGAACGCACUUGGCAAUUAUAUCCCACCAAUGAUAAUUUUUCCUAGGGUGAGAAUGAAAGAGCAUUUGAAGAUGGGUGCACCUCCAGGAUCACUUUGUGUGGUCCACAAGUCUGGCUGGAUGCAGACGGAGCUGUUCGUAACAUGGUUUCAGCACUUCAUGAAACAUUGUAAGCCAUGUAAGGAAGACCCAGUCCUACUUGUCCUGGAUGGCCACGCAACUCAUACUAAGAACCUGGAAGUGAUCGACUUGGCAAGAGAUAAUGGUGUGGUAAUAGUGUGCCUUCCUCCCCACUGCAGCCAUAGAUUACAACCACUUGAUGUUUCGUUCAUGAAACCUCUGAGCACCUUCUACACACAGGAGGUUGAGAAAUGGCUCCGUCAUAAUCCAGGAAAAGUGGUUACAAUUUAUCAGGUAGCUGAAUUAUUUGGACAGGCAUAA